Zymoseptoria tritici IPO323 is the source of this 1425-nucleotide messenger RNA. RefSeq lists its product as uncharacterized. The record is from RefSeq and is a predicted model, not a curated record. The coding region runs from base 1 to 1425 and encodes 474 amino acids. The transcript has a single exon. Lineage: Eukaryota; Fungi; Ascomycota; Dothideomycetes; Mycosphaerellales; Mycosphaerellaceae.
AUGGCUGCACCAGUAACCCCCGAGACGUCGCACGCCAUCCUCCCCUCUGGCAAACAGCCCACCUCCUCCAGCAGCAUGACCCCACCACCUUCCACCCAAGCCCGCACGUCGAAUCGCCCAAAGUCGCCCACACCCAACACCGCCGUAUCGCACAUCUCCACUCCCCCGCCGACCAUCGAGACUGCUCCUCAACCCGAGCGCAUGUCCAAUGCGAUCCCACGCACCCUCAACAGUGACGAGCUCAACAAUGCGACACCGAAGAUGCUGCGCGACAAGUUGGUGGAAGUCCAGGCUGCGUAUCAGGAAGCGAAGAUGACGGCCGCACACUAUAAGCUACAACACAAUAUGCAAUUGCAGGAAAGCGAGGCUCACAUCGAGCGUCUGGAAGUGGAAGCUCGCAUGCAACAAUCGGAGAACGAGAUCAUCCACCGUGCUGAUCGCAACCGAGCUGCUGCGACACCUGUCCAGCAAGACGAUCUGGGUCUGAUUCAAGUCCACCGAGACCUCUACCAGCGAAUGUGCGCCGAGAUCCAGAAUCUAGGUCAUGUCAAUCGUGGACUAGAAGCGCAAUGCCAGCACCAACACCGAGUCAUCGAACGGCAGGAGACCGAGCUCGCCAGUCUGAACGACAGAGUCACUCUCAUGCGCGAACGUAUCCGCGAAAGCAGAGAUGCACUCCGACGUGCGAGGUCCGAAGCUCCAGUCGAACACGUCCGCCGCACUCCUUACAGCACCUACCACCCUCGACAGGCCAUGACCCAACCACCUCAACAGAACCCAUUCGCAGCACUCGUCCAAGCCUCCGAAAUGGCCAGCCAAGAGUCCGCACGCUCAGCUCCUGGAAAAGGCCACAAGCGCAAUGUCCACAGCCUGUCCAGUCUUCCCGCCACGCCUCAACGCAUGAUGCCGCCAACCCACACAACGCCUCACGGCCGCGAGGCCCCCGCUCGAAUUCCCGCCACGGCUCCGGUCUCUCGCACAACUGCCCGUCCAGUGAAUGUCUACCGUCAACCUCUCCCAGUGCAAGACCAGGCGACCUCGUACUCCGCUCGCACGCAAAUGGAAGCCGACGCACAGCAAUCCGACGGCACAGUCUCCGCCUCCGACGACGACGACAGCGAAGCGGAAACAGAAAUUCUCGAACACGACGACGACAAUGUGAAUGAAUCUUUCGCUUCGAGGGCCGCGACGCAGAUGUUGAGACAGGAGCAUCCGGAGCAGAGGACGACAAGUCGACCGAGUGACGGACAGAUGAGGCAGACGACGCUGUUCGGGGCGGUGAGGAAGAACGUUCCCGGGAGACAACAGGAGAGGCCGUCGAAGAGGGCGAUGGAGGAGGAUGAAGCGGCCGGGUAUGCGAUGGGGAAGAAGGCGAGGGUGGGUGCUUCGCCGGUGGGACUGGGGAUUAAGGGGGCUGCGAGAUGA